This is a messenger RNA of Clupea harengus (Atlantic herring), 3462 nucleotides long. It is a transcript of the gene arcn1a, whose product is annotated as archain 1a. Lineage: Eukaryota; Metazoa; Chordata; Actinopteri; Clupeiformes; Clupeidae. Gene Ontology annotation, cellular component: COPI vesicle coat. The record is from RefSeq and is a predicted model, not a curated record. Gene Ontology annotation, biological process: endoplasmic reticulum to Golgi vesicle-mediated transport; Golgi localization; retrograde vesicle-mediated transport, Golgi to endoplasmic reticulum.
CAGCGUGAGUGUUUGGUGUGCUGAUGCUGAAACUUCCACAUGUUCAGUUUUGGAACCUGCCCUUUUACCUUGCUGACUGGCCUCUUCCGGUUGGAGACGUGGCUUAGAGGCGCUGCCAUAUUGAGCUGCGGAUAAGCAGUCGAGGGAGAAGAACCGCAGAUAUUUUCUCUAGUUUCCAGAGAAGUUGAGUAGAAUUUAAAAGAGACCGAGAACAUCGGACAUUUUAUAUCGUAAGCGAUCACACACACAGAAAAUGGUGCUGUUGGCAGCGGCGGUUUGCACCAAGGCUGGCAAGGCCAUCGUGUCGCGUCAGUUUGUGGAGAUGACGCGGACCCGGGUGGAGGGGCUGCUCGCCGCCUUCCCCAAGCUGAUGAACACGGGCAAGCAGCACACGUUUGUGGAGACGGAGAGCGUGCGCUACGUCUACCAGCCCCUGGAGAAGCUCUACAUGGUGCUCAUCACCACUAAAAACAGCAACAUCCUGGAGGACCUGGAAACGCUGCGUCUCUUCUCACGUGUGAUUCCCGAGUACUGUCGUGUGCUUGAGGAGAGCGAGAUCUCGGAGCACUGCUUCGACCUCAUCUUCGCCUUCGAUGAGAUCGUGGCGCUGGGCUACCGGGAGAGCGUCAACCUGGCACAGAUCCGCACCUUCACCGAGAUGGACUCGCACGAGGAGAAGGUGUUCCGCGCUGUCCGAGAGACUCAAGAACGUGAGGCCAAAGCAGAGAUGCGCAGGAAGGCCAAGGAGCUGCAGCAGGCCAGGCGGGACGCAGAACGCGCCGGAAAGAAAACGCCGGGCUUUGGUGGCUUCGGCAGCUCCGGCAUAAGCAGCGGGAACUCUUCCUCAGUCAUCCAGGACACCCUCAUCGAGCCAGAGAAGCCCAAGCCAGCCCCUGCCCCAGUCAGGCCCAGCGGUCCCAGUAAGGCCCUGAAGUUGGGCGCCAGAGGAAAGGAGGUGGACGACUUUGUGGACAAACUCAAAUCAGAGGGAGAGAACAUUAUCCUCCCCAGCACAGGGAAAAGAUCCUCAGAGGUGUCCAAAGCGCUGCCUGCUCCCAUCAACACAGAGAGUGUGCAUCUGAGAGUCGAGGAGAAGAUCACCCUAACGUGUGGACGUGACGGAGGCCUCCAGAACAUGGAGAUCCUGGGCAUGGUCACGCUCAGGGUGACCGAUGACAAGGGCGGCCGCAUCAGAAUAGUACUGAACAACAACGACAAGAAAGGCGUGCAGCUGCAGACUCAUCCCAACGUGGAUAAGAAACUCUUCACAUCGGAGGCCAUCAUUGGUCUGAAGAAUCCAGACAAGUCCUUCCCCCUGAACAGUGAUGUUGGCGUGCUGAAAUGGAGGCUACAAACAACAGACGAGGCUCUUAUACCACUAACAAUAAACUGCUGGCCUUCAGAAAGCGGCACUGGGUGUGAUGUCAACAUAGAGUACGAGCUGCAGGACGACGCGCUGGAACUCAACGAUGUGAUCAUCACCAUCCCCAUACCGUCUGGAGUGGGUGCCCCUGUGAUCGGAGACCUUGAUGGGGAGUAUCGGCACGACAGCCGACGGAACAUUCUGGAGUGGUGUCUGCCUGUGGUGGACAUGAAGAACAAGUCGGGCAGCCUUGAGUUCAGUAUAGCAGGCCAGCCAAACGACUUCUUCCCCGUCAGCGUGUCAUUCGUUUCUAAGACUAACUAUUGUGACAUACAGGUCUCCAAAGUGAAUCACGUGGACGGAGACACCCCAGUGAGGUUCUCCUCAGAAACCUCUUUUGUCGUCGACAAAUACGAGAUACUGUAAAGGAACGUCUGUGUAAAGAAAAAAAACAACCACCAUCAGAGGAAAAAAAAAAAAACAAGAUCAUUGGAUAUGGAAAUGUAUAAAAAGAAAAACAAAGCAGAAAGCUACAAAUCAGAAAAGGUUCAUACUGACCUGUUCCUUCAACGGCAGUCUAUUAACAGGACACCCUUUUCAAAAACAAAGCCCUUUUCACCUUGGUUUGCGAUAAUUGCUGUAUUUGUACCUUUAUAAGAGAGUGACAACACAAUUCUCCAAAGGGAUCUUUAAGUGUAUAAAAGACUGGCAGGGCUGUGCGGUGCGGUGGGAGGGGAGGGGAAAGGAGGAUGUUGAAGCGGUCACAGGUUCCGCUGUGGAGGGCCAAGAGGAGAUGGGAGGGGUCACCACCCACCUGACACUUCUCAAAACUAGAUCUCAACAACAGACUCACGGCUCGGGUGAGGGUUGGGGGGAGGGGCGCAUUGAACGAGUGUGUACGUUUUUUGCCUGUAAUGUGUUCAGCUUUUAGUAUGCACAUACAUACAUACAUACAUACACAUAUAUAUAUAUAUAUACACACACACGCACACAUGCACAAGCUGGUCUUCAAACCUGAAGUGACGACGAUGUCUCUUAAAACACUAGAUAAUAAUAAUCACUGGUACUCGGGCCAGGAAGUACUUUAUUAUUCCCCCUUGAGUGGAGUUUUGACUGAAACUUGGAAGGACCACGCUAUGUCCGAGACGGAACUGAGCUGAUCUCUCUCCACUUGUCUUGUCUUGUCUUCUCUCCGUCAUGUUACUGCCUUUUUGUUUUGAGUUCUGUAAUCAUUCAAGAAAAGUGUAUCUCUUCUCUUUUCAACCUCAGUUCUUGGCAUUGCUAUGUUCGCUGUCAUCAGAAACAGACACGUUGAUUCUCUGUCAUUGGUCAGAUUCUACUUGCGUCACCUUUGGACAUUGGACUGUUUUUUUUUCUUUCUCAUAGACAUACAUACAGGCACGUGGACGAUGCUUGCAGUGCAUUAUAUCCAGAGUAUCAUUUUGAGUGUUUGAGUGAACACUGAUGCAGAUCCACGGACUGAGUUGUUUUUGGCUGUUCAUCUGCCUAUCUCUCUGACCAGCCGGGAAUUGAUGCCACAGAGACCUAGCCAGCACGGCCAAGUUGUAUGUUGUGGAAUCGCCGUGGCCGACUGUAGUCAGUCCAAUCCACAUGACCCCCACCCUCGUGUCACGUACUGAUGCAUCAAGUGAGCAACAGCCCUUUGAAACAAGCUUUUAUCGACUGAGAUCUCUGCAGGCUCCUGUGACUCCUCCCACCUUCUCCCCCAUUGGUUAUCUGAAUGCACCCCACAAAAAAAAAAAAGAAUUCAUGUUGAAUGCCAGAUCUACUCAUGUCUCUCUGUUUAAAAAUGACCAAUGUUAUUAUUUUUUUUCAUUUUGUUUUGUUCUCUUUUUGCCUUGAUUCUCUAAAUAGUGUGAAAGAGGGAAUAGGUAUACAUGUUUGUUUUUUUUCUCUGUCUGUUUGUAUCAUCAGAGUUUUGUCUGAAUCACAUUGUUGGUGUGGGAGAUGGAAAUUAAAAAAUUUUGUAACCCUGUAAAAUAAUGAACUGAGGCAUAAUUACAAAUGACAUUCCAAUGUAAACUUAAAAGGAAAAACAAAAACAAAAUUAAAGUGUACAAAAGGCCCCAGUGAAACGA